AUGAAACUUUUUGGAACAUUCGUAUCUGUCGUCCUCGCAGCCCCCGCGGUGUAUGAUUACACUGCUCAAUCAACUGCUGGUUCUGUGUGGGAUCAAGGCGUCUGCCAAACUGGAACCGGGCAAAGUCCGAUCGAUGUCGACGAAAGUAACCUCACAACAGUCACGGAGAAGUUCGACAAAUUCACCUUCGUCAACUACGAAAAUCCCCACAAAUGGACUGUCAAAAAUACUGGUCACGGAGUGAAGAUCGUUCCAGACGUCGAAGACAUGACUUUUACCGGAGGAGCAUUCUCUGAGGAAUACAAACUCGCGCAAUUCCACUUUCAUUGGGGACAGGGCGACGGGCAAGGCGGCUACACUGGUGGCUCAGAACACACUUUCAAUGGAAACCACUACUUUUCUGAAGUGCACUUUGUCCAUUACAAAUCUUCCCACAGCGAUUUGUCCGCAGCUGUUGCCAGUGGAAAUCAGGACGACCUGGCUGUUCUCGGUUUUUGGCUUGAGAUUGAUGACAGCAUCGAUGAAGGUCCAUUCGAUUACCUCAUCACCGACAUCGUCGAUGAUAAAGUCCAGGCGUACAACAAUGUCACCGAAACCAAUGAAGUUAUCUUCUGGUCUGCAAAUCAUAUCAUCGAUACCGAUGACGUUGGUUCUUCUUCAUUUUACAGAUACGACGGCGGUCUAACAACGCCUACCUGCAAUGAGAUAGUUACCUGGACGGUUUUCAAAGAUACUAUCAAGAUCAAAGCCGCCACAGCUGCCAAGAUGACCACAUUUUCUAAUGAUAAUCAAGGUGCUUUGGUUAACAACUUCCGGGAAACACAGGACUUGAAUGGACGAGCUGUUAAAUUCUACGACGGAUCGCUCGCUAAGGAUCCAAGCGCGCCAACAUCAACACCGACAACUUCGAACAACACGGAAAAGAAGAGCAAAGUGGACGCGAAGGUCGCUUUCGGAAUGCUGCCAGUUUCGUUCGAAGACCCACUCUCUGGCGAGGUCUCCACCGUCAUGAAGCCUGUCCAGAAAAUUAUCAUGUGUUUUACCAACUCUGAUCUUUGCAUGUUCCAAUAA
This is a messenger RNA of Oikopleura dioica, 1071 nucleotides long. Lineage: Eukaryota; Metazoa; Chordata; Appendicularia; Copelata; Oikopleuridae. The record is from the annotation of a GenBank genome assembly.